GGGAGAGCUGAGGGCAGAGGGGAGGGACAGGCGCACAUCGCACGCAGCAGCCACUGUCCCUGCUACUGCCUCCCCCACACAUCACUGCUAUUGCUGCUGUGCCGGGACCCUCCUACCCUGCACACAGGGAGACCCUCCUCACUCGGGAGCCUGCUGGCUACAGCACACACCGCACUGCUACACACAUACACUCACAUACAACCAGUUAUUGCACAUAGAAGGGCCGGAUUACACAGAGCAGCUUCUGUGCUGCUGUCACUUUCACAGCUUUUAAUUAAGCAUCCCCCCCUAACACCUCCUCCCUCUGCCUCCCCUCCCUCCUCUGGGAAGCUAAGAGAAGAGGCAAAGAAAAGCACUGGGGGAACAAAGGAGGAGGGGGGCAAAGGAAUAGGGGAAGCGGCAGGGUAGAGAGAGAGAAGGCUGUGGGAGAGGAGCUGACCGCUGGCAGGUUCCGCUGAGACAGACGGCAGGAAGAGGCAGACAUCGCCGGAGCAGGCGGCACAGUGAGACAGCAGCAGCUACAUAAUAAGAGCGCCGUGUGCGCAUGGACCCUGCCAACGGAGACAGCUGCACAUACUGGAGAGACUGCAGCGGGGACAGACAGGUGCUGCCUAUCUUCCAGUGAGGAGAGCGUCUGGCACCUGCUCCCUCCGACUUGACUGCAGAUACGGGCAGCGUGUGAGAGGACACUCACCAUCUCCUGGUUACAGCCAGGCUGCUGAGCCUCCUCCAGGGAGUAGCACUGCUACACUUACCAUAGCAAAUCUUUUUCUAUUUGUAAUAACCACUGUAUGAGUACUGGCCCAUUAUACAUAUUAUACUCUUUCCAAUGGGCCCAUUCCCUUGACAUCUGAAGGGUCCUGACCUUGCUCUGUUUUUGGAGAGGAGCGGGUACCUCCAUCCUCACCAUCCCUGUCAGAGAAAUAUCUUCCAGUAGUAUCCCCUUAUUUCUUUCUGUUUGAUCAUCUGAUUAGUUUAGUGUGACUAAUUGUGUUUUUAUUUUUUUAUGGGGACUCAGGUUUUCAAUCAUUUUACUGUUUAAAAUUUCUUAAUAUUCUGUUUUAUGGUUCCCUGUAAAGGUUCUAUUAACUAGUGCCUUAUUCUUUGGGGGGGCUCAGCCCCCUUUUCAUACCAUUCUCUUGCUCUCUCAAACCAUGAAGCCCUUGGAGAAAUUUUUAAAGAAACAGAGCUCCCAUCUCUCCGGCCCCCGACACCUACAUCGGAGGCAAAGCGUUUCCAAAAUUUUGCCCUCUUUUCUGAGAGAUACCCCAGGAGACUCCUCUGGUGGGGAAAGAUGUGAGGAAGACCCUUCUGGAGAUCCCCAACCUUCUCAUGACUGCUUGGAGCUGCCUGAUGGACUGCGUUCCCCUCUCUCCUUUUCAUCUGAUGAACUGUCCCCUUCAGAACCUCUCACACCACCACCCGGGUCUGGUGGAUGGACGCUUUCCCCUCCUGGCCCUCUGCUUGCCCCUGAUACAUCGGAGGCCCUCCUGGGAAGGGUACUGGACCAGUUAUUGACUGCCCCUAGACUGAGCGAUGCAGCUGAGCUAGCGCUGGAUGAUUUUAUACUCACCCACACUUUAUUUCUACCUACGGAAGAACUCCUGGUCCAGUUACAACAGUAUUUUUGCGGCUGCAGCCGACAUACUUCUCCAACAUGGGAAGGAAGCGAUGCUCUGCAGAAGAAGCAGGCUGUGCUCUGCGCUCUUCUACAUCUACUGGACACGUACAAGGAUUCUCUGCAAGAAGAGGAGAGAAGCUUCCAGUUAAUCAAGGAUUUCUAUGUCUUGGUUAUGCGGGACGCUCCAAACCUUCCACAGCUCGAGGGAAAUGUCAUUAGGUUACAUCGCUUGGUAGAGACAGCUGAACUUAGGUCACAUCACAACAUGUCAUCUUCUUCAUUCAGACUUACAGAUGGCAGUGCAGCUCCUUGCUCUAAACAGGUCAAGCCACUCUUCCGCCAUUUCCGACGGAUUGACUCCUGCCUGCAGCCACGGGUAGCAUUCAGGGGUUCAGAUGAAAUUUUCUGCAGGGUCUACAUGCCCGACCAUUCCUAUGUUACCAUUCGGAGUCGCCUUUCUGCAUCAGUUUCUGAUAUCCUCAGCUCUGUCUCAGAGAAACUUCAAUAUUCAGAGGAGCAGGGACAGAGAGAGGAGCCUCUAAUCUUGGUGGCUGUUACCAGCGCUGGUGACAAGGUUCUCCUGAAGCCGGAUGAUGGCUGUAUCUUCACCACGCUGGGCAUUAACAGUCACCUGUUUGCGUGCAAUCGGGAUGAGCUGCGCUCUUUGGUCCCCUUGCCAGAAGAGGUCCAGUUGCCCCCUGAAGAUUCUCAUAUUCAUCGAAUCGAGGCAGAGGAUCUGGCCAAUCACCUCAGUGCUUUUCACUGGGAACUCUUCAGUUGCGUACAUGAGCUGGAGUUUGUGGAUUACGUGUUUCACGUAGAGCGAGGACGAAGGGAGACAGCCAAUCUGGAGUUGCUCCUGCAGCGCUGUAGUGAGGUGCAGCACUGGGUCUGUACGCAAACUUUGCUGUGUGAGGCACCAGCGCGACGCACUCAGCUCCUCAAGAAGUUCAUUAAGACUGCAGCCAUUUGUAAACAGAACCAGGACCUCUUAUCCUUCUUUGCAAUAGUGAUGGGAUUAGACAAUAGUGCUGUGAGCCGUCUUCGUGUUACCUGGGAGAAAUUACCUGGAAAGUUUAAGAAUCUGUUUAGAAAAUUUGAAAAUUUAACGGAUCCAUGUAGGAAUCACAAGUCAUAUCGUGAAAUGGUGACUCGAAUGCGACCCCCAGUAAUCCCAUUUAUCCCCCUCAUCUUGAAAGAUCUCACAUUUUUACACGAAGGCAGCAAAACAUUCAUCGAUGGACUUGUGAAUGUGGAGAAAAUGCACGCAAUAGCAGACAAAGUGAGGACUGUGCGGAAAUACCGGAGCAGCCAAAUGAGGCUGGAAUCAGAUGUCUCCCCGACUCAUCUGCAAAAUAAAGCUUAUGUGCGUCAGUUCCAAGUCAUUGACAACCAGAACCUGCUUUUUGAGCUCUCUUACAAGCUGGAACCCAGUGCACAGUGACCAGUGAGCAAAACAUGCUACUCAGACGUAAAGAUUGUGCAGUAUAAAGUGUGCCCUGUGACUGGACGAGGAACUCGCAUCAGAGAUAUUGAAAUCCUUGAAGAAUAGUAUGUACAUUACAAUGUAACGGAAGACAUUACACAAGCUGUGCUUUAAAGGAUGCAUGGUCCUCUCAAUAACGAAUCCAGGUAUCUGCCUCUUAUGUAAAAUGGCAGGAGACAUCUCUUGUACUAAAACCCCAAUAUAGUGCCCCCUGCUGCACAGCAGAGAGACUGCAGAGGUUUUUUGCCUGGACUGAAGAGUGGGUGGCACAAGAUGGGCUGUGAACUUUGAAAUAUUUUUGUAAUAAGAUGAAAUGUACAAUCCACUUUGUGCUAUUUUCUUAUCAGGGGGAAUCAGAAGGUUAAUAGCCGUAUAUAAAUAUAUAUAUAUAUAUAUAUAUGGUUGCAUUCCUGCAUAUGAAGGUUUGCAGGCUACAAAUUUGUAUAUAUAAGUAUUCUUUGGAGCUCAAAUUUCUUGCUGUAUAUGGUAUGUGUUGUAUUUUGGGAGGUGGGUGUAAAGUGGGUUUAUUUAAAUGAUUAAUACAGUUUUUGCUCUCCUGUGCAGCAAAAAAACAAAAAAAAAACACCUAAAAUAGUGUGUUAUAUAAAUGUGUGUGUUUGAAAAUAUGAGAUACAGAUCAUCAGACACUUUAAAGGGAGAAUUUUGCCAAUGUGGAACGUCUGUAGAGGUAGUUGUUAAAAUUGGGCCACAACUAGUUACAGAAGCCCUUCAGUAACCCUAUGUUUCUAUGAACACUCCAGGUAAAAUAUAAUUGCCAGGUUGGUUUGCCAUGUAAAUCAGUGGUUCUCAACCGCGGUCCUCAAGUACCCGCAACAGUUCAUGUUUUCCAGGUCUCCUCACAGGAUUGCAAGUGAAAUAAUUUGCUCCACCUGUGGGUCUUUUAAAAUGUGUCAGUGAGUGAUGAAUACACCUUCAACUGCUAGGUGACCUGGAAAACAUGAAAUGUUGGGGGUACUUGAGGACCGAGGUUGUGAACAACUGAUGUAAAUGAUUGUUUCUUUAAAACUACAGGCAGACUCGCACAGUGUCUCGCACAGCCUGCAAAUUGCACCCUCCAUCACUUACAGCUGACAAAGGAAAGGUUAGGGGUAAGGUAAAUAAUUGGCAUAGCCUAGCCUAAUGAUCAAACUCUCCUUCUUGCAGCAGUGUUCAUGUUGUGAAUAUCACACUAAAGCAUUCUUAUAUCAUUAUAUCUGCUAGUACCUAUUUUAAAUGCUACCUGGCAUAUUAACAGUGGAAAUGGCCAUCAUGGUGAGUAUCCCAGGUUAUCAAAUGGUGUCCACAUAGUCCUAAUUAUGACUACAUAAACAUUAGCGCACGUUAAUGGGGCAUAUUUAAUAAAAUAGUUCCAAGCACACAAGUGUUCUAUAACACAUAGCAAUCAGAGGCUCUGACAGAUUGUGUAGUGCAUUUAUGGAAAUAAAAGUGUCUGAUUGCUGGGGGUCUCAGCACCUUUGCACACACAGGACUAAUGGAUCAAAUGAGCCCCAAUGUGUGCAUGCUUGGUUAUACAGACAGACCUAUAUUUCUAUAUAGGUAAAUAUAUGUACUGAUGUGUCUUAGUACACCUGCUCACUUAUACAGCCAUAUGGCACUUAUGUACCUUUUCAGUUGUAUGGCAUGUUCAGGUUAAGGCCCGUCUGGACGGGUUUCACUAAGGAGCUGGAAUAUGGAUAAAGAUUUUUGUAUUGAAAGAAACUGUUUAAAUGUUUUUAUAUCUGUUUAUUUUAAGAUUGUUAUGGCAAGGUGCAGUCAUUUGGCACUUAAAUGGGCAAACAGACCCUGGGGAGAAACACUGGAAAUCAGUAUAGAGAAAGCACUCAGCCAAUAAACAUUGUUUACAACUUG
Messenger RNA from Pseudophryne corroboree (corroboree frog), 4976 nucleotides. RefSeq names its product Rap guanine nucleotide exchange factor like 1 (gene RAPGEFL1). The coding region runs from base 1155 to 3065 and encodes 636 amino acids. The transcript is spliced from 15 exons. The record is from RefSeq and is a predicted model, not a curated record. Lineage: Eukaryota; Metazoa; Chordata; Amphibia; Anura; Myobatrachidae. Gene Ontology annotation, biological process: positive regulation of GTPase activity; Ras protein signal transduction. Gene Ontology annotation, molecular function: guanyl-nucleotide exchange factor activity. Gene Ontology annotation, cellular component: plasma membrane.